Molecule: messenger RNA, 466 nt
Organism: Ostrea edulis (European flat oyster)
Lineage: Eukaryota; Metazoa; Mollusca; Bivalvia; Ostreida; Ostreidae
Exons: 4
Coding region: 33-446 (137 amino acids)
Source: RefSeq, a predicted model, not a curated record
UGUAAACAUAGUGAGACUUUUGAAACAUUGAAAUGCGGGGGAAACGCGGAUUUCAGACAGCUAAAGCGAUCCAGCGUUACAUCAAGGUUUUUUGGCCCACAGAAGACGAUGGAAAGCUGCCUCACCAAGACACCAGACGCCGGAUCAUCUAUAUUUGCAAUCGCAGACGCAAGACAUGUGUUCAGGUUUUGAAUAUAAUGUCUCCAGUAUGGAUAUGUUUGACGAUUGUUACCAUGGAAACGAACUCACAGACCAACAUGUAUGUCAAAACAGGUUUUGAACAUGAUGUCUCCAGCAAGGAUAUGUUUGAUGAUGGUUACCAUGGGAACGAACUCACAGACCUAUGUUUUGAACAUGAUGUCUCCAGCAAGGAUAUGGUUGAUAACGGUUACCAUGGAAACGAACUCACGGACCUAUGUCAAAAAUGUCUUUUUCUGAUAAAAUAAAUAUAAUGCUAUCCAUUUCA